Nezara viridula (southern green stink bug) is the source of this 1511-nucleotide messenger RNA. The record is from the annotation of a GenBank genome assembly. Lineage: Eukaryota; Metazoa; Arthropoda; Insecta; Hemiptera; Pentatomidae.
AUUAAAUAUAGUAGAUUUUAAGUUUUAAGUGAACAUUUUAAACUUUAGUAUAGUAAUUUGAAAUAAUUUUAUUGAUAGUAAUUAAGUUACUUUUUGCAUGACACUGGCAUCACUGUUAUCAACGGAUUUUAGUACUUAACACCGUUCAAAACUCAUUCAAUUUUUUAAUUCUGUUACCAGUCAUUUUAUUUAUUUAUUUAUUUGUUGGUUAGUAUUUCUUAAUCAAUAGUGAAUUUUAUAACUUAAGACGAGAACAUCCCGUAAUAACAGAAGUAUUAUACGAAUUUUUUUUUUUUUAUGAAUUUGUUACUUGAUUUAAUUGUCAAACAUAACAAAACUAUUUCGUUAAUUUACGUCAAUUGCUUGCGCUUUGUUUUUUAAUUUAAUACAGAUUUGGAACCAUGAGUUCUUUCUGGCUGUUGUGUUAUUGAUAAAAUUAUAACUGGAAAAAGCAUUAUUCAUAUUCUUCUAGUUGAAAUGACCUGAAGUCUUAUUCUUUUAACACAGUUAUUACCAAAACAAUGGCAGGAACAACUGAAGAAAUGUUGAUUAACUUAGACAGCCCUGAAAAGAAUAGUAAUGUUGUGGUACAUAAUCAUUAUCUUAAAAAUCCCCUCAUUCCAGGACCUGAUUUUAAUUUCAAUGAGUUGGAAAAUAAUAAUCCUUUUGACAUUGUGGCACAUAGUGCUGAAAACUGGGAUCCUUUUGAAUUAGUUUUACACCAGUCUUUGAUGCAUUUUGAAGAAAACAAUAAGUCUUGUGUUGAAAAUUGUGAAAAGCUGGUUGAUGGUGAAUUUAUUUCAAGGGAAUGUAAUAGUCGAUUGAAUCGCAGCAAUUCUGUUUCUCACAAUGUCAAGUUUUUUCCUACUUCUGAAAAACAGUAUGAAAAAUCUGAAGAUGAUGUUUUAAAUGUAAGUAGUCGGUCACUGGAUAAUUCUCCUUCAUUAAGGGAUAGGAUUAAGCGAGUUGUCAAGAAACGUGUUGGUAAAUGUAUUGAAAGAGCACUCAGUGGAAGUACAGUUCAAGCUGAAAGCAAACGUGAGAUUCCAACUUCUAAAAACUUGUACAAUCUGAGGUCAACUUCUACCAACUUGGAAAAUCAGUUCCCCAAAUACAAAGAUGAAUCAGAAAUAUACAAUCUUAGCCAUAUUCUGGAGGAAGCAAAACAAUUGUCUGUUAUUUUAAAUAACAUAUCAAUUAACGAGGAAGUCAGUAUUUCAUAUAAUAAAGGACAGAAACAUUCACCAUUAAAAGAAAGCAAGAAGUUACUUUCUGAUACUAAAGUACAUGAAGAAGAUCUUAUGUCUGUAAGUCCACCUUGGGAAGCAGGUGAUGCUUAUUCAUCUGACAGUGAUGAUAACAGUAUUGGACUCCCUAAAGUUAAAUUGUUUUAUGUAAAAAAGAAAGAAAAGAAAACUGAAAUUAAUCACGAGAAGCUUGCCCACUACAAGAAAAGGAUACGUGCAUCAAUUGAUGGAAAUAUGUCUUGUGAUGAAGAUUUUACCUUACAA